AUGACAACCGCCACGCUUACUCAGGAGAACAAGCCUCUCCUUCGCGACGGCCUUGCACUCCCUUCCUCGACCAAGGCAGUGUCCCGGUCGCCACGUCGCCCGCCGCCCAGGGCCCUCGAGGGUAUCCCCAUUGACCAGCUGCCUGCGGACGUGCCUCUGGGCAGGACUCGAAGCCGUUCGCGGGGCCUUGCCUCGCCGGCCAUCGCCGCUGCUACCCAGGAUCGUCCAUCCGUGACCCCCAGGCCGGUGAAGCGUAAGCGUGCCACCGAUGGCCAGGCGAGUGAUAAGGUACCGGCCCCGCCGAAGCGGGCCAAGACCAAGCCCAAGAGCACCAAAAGGACAACGUCGCGUACGGCUACUCCUCCUCUGGAAGACCCCAAGCCACUCAAGAAGCGGACCUUCUUCACCCGAACCGCUCCUGCGCUUAGGGCCGUCAACACCUCGCCUCCUCCCCCGGCGCGCAGCCACAAAGUGUUCCUCCUGUCCGAAUGUCCUACCCACCGCACCGACUGUCAAUGCUCCACCUGUGUACCCCCGGUGGUUCGGACGCGCACCACACGCUCUCUUAGCCCUGCCAGCGACACCCGCCCGGAAGACAGGGUGGAGCUCGGUCGUCCAAACCUGCAUGAUGGCUCGCCGUCGCACGCCGAUGAAGGUGCCGACAAGUCCCCGGAGAUUGCUUUCGGCAGCACCAACCCCUCGACCCCGCGGCGUCUGUCCGUGGCGUCAGCGUCCGCGCCGUCUCCUCCCUCUGCGUCCACUCGACCCCGCAGUGUCAGGCGAGGACUGGCGCCGUCUCCCCCUCCGACCUACAUCUCCUUUGACAUGAAGGACUUUUCUAGUGACUCCAGCAUCGAGAAGAGUGCUGAUGUCGAGAAGAGUGCUGAUGUCGAGAAGAGUGCUGAUGCCGAGAACAACGGCAGCGACGACGACGACGACGACGCCGCCUCCGCCUCCUCGUCCCCCUGUCCCACACCCACUGCCACCAACCCGGACAAGACCGUCGACCCACGCACACCGCGCACAUGUGCACCGUCCUCCUCCCCACUCUCGCCCUUCUCCCGCGACUGGAACGCCCUCCUUUGCCAGUGA
This is a messenger RNA of Apiotrichum porosum, 1092 nucleotides long. RefSeq lists its product as uncharacterized. The transcript is spliced from 4 exons. The record is from RefSeq and is a predicted model, not a curated record. NCBI's taxonomy places the organism in Eukaryota, Fungi, Basidiomycota, Tremellomycetes, Trichosporonales, Trichosporonaceae. The coding region runs from base 1 to 1092 and encodes 363 amino acids.